CAGGGCGUGACGGACGUCGAUCGUAAGGUCAUCUCGCAAGGGAUGGAGUUCAUGCACCGGUACGCGAGCGAGGCGCUGGAGGAGAGCGCGUGCGCGGCGAGACACGCGGGGCGAGGAACGAUCGACGCGGAGGAUGUGAAAAUAGGAGCCAAGGCGAUAUUAAUGCGGCAGUUCAUCGAACCGCCGAGUUUGGCGGACGCGCACGCGAUGGCGGCGGUGGUGAACAGGCAUCCGUUGCCCAAACUCUCCAAUCGCCCCGGUAUUCACGUGCCCACGGAGAUGAAUUUGUUGAACGAUAACUGGGACAUCGGACCGCCGAAAGCGGUCGACGCGAGCUCGAUCGAGCUCGAACGCGCGGCCGAGGCGAGAAAGACCGCCGGUGCGCGCGCGCGCGCGCCCAAG
Messenger RNA from Ostreococcus lucimarinus CCE9901, 402 nucleotides. RefSeq lists its product with no specific name. Gene Ontology annotation, biological process: RNA polymerase II preinitiation complex assembly; DNA-templated transcription initiation. The transcript has a single exon. Gene Ontology annotation, cellular component: transcription factor TFIID complex; SAGA complex. The annotation marks the transcript as partial. Gene Ontology annotation, molecular function: RNA polymerase II general transcription initiation factor activity; transcription coactivator activity; protein heterodimerization activity. NCBI's taxonomy places the organism in Eukaryota, Viridiplantae, Chlorophyta, Mamiellophyceae, Mamiellales, Bathycoccaceae. The record is from RefSeq and is a predicted model, not a curated record.